AUGACGGUCGUGGAGGCAGCGAAAGCAGUCACAGCCUACUUUAUGCGUUCAACGCGUAAAGAAUGGCUUGACUACUUCAUGUCAACUCAUUUUUGGGGUCCACUCGCCAACUGGGGACUACCGUUGGCAGCGAUUGCUGAUAUCAAGAAGGAUCCGGAACAAAUUUCUGGUCAGUUUCAAAUUCAGUUUCUCGUUCAGUUGGCAAGAUACGUAAAUCAUCACUAUUUGCAUCUAAUCACCGACCCAACACUCGCUAGAAUACGACGUGAAGAAGCCGAACGGCAGGCGAAGUCACAAAGUGAACAUUAA
Messenger RNA from Anisakis simplex (herring worm), 309 nucleotides. The record is from the annotation of a GenBank genome assembly. NCBI's taxonomy places the organism in Eukaryota, Metazoa, Nematoda, Chromadorea, Rhabditida, Anisakidae.